CGGAGAGCCUCACUCUGGAGGAAGAAGGCGACUAAAGAGGGCUGGUCGACGUGGCACCAAGGGACCCGCCACCCCUCCGUAUUUACCAACACCGAGACGUCCGCGGAGAACCCACGUUCCCUCCACCUCGAAUAAUAAAUGCCAAGAGAACCACCACGCGCGCAACGAGACGAGGAUCGCGGCUCAGAAGUGGAGAGGAACACAAACACGUAGCGGACGGAGAGAAAAAAAAGCACCCAACGCGCACGGGUCGUCGCCGUUGCCUUUUUCUCAAUGCAUACCCUUUGUGCCCGCGGAACGAUGAAACCAGAGAUCAACGCCGCCGUCGGAUUUCUGUCGAGAUUUCUACGGGUAAAAGGACACGUAAACGAUCGACAGGUCCAAACAUUCAGCCAAAGCUUACAGGACAUCUUGGCAGAGCAAUACAAGCACCACUGGUUCCCAGACAGGCCCUGCAAGGGCUCAGGCUACCGCUGCAUCCGCAUCAACCACAAGAUGGACCCGCUGGUGGGACAGGCCGGGCAGCGCAUCGGCCUGACCAUCCAGCAACUCUACCUGCUGCUGCCCAGCGAGCUCACGCUGUGGGUGGACCCCUUCGAGGUGUCCUACCGCAUCGGCGAGGACGGCUCCAUCUGCGUCCUGUACGAGUCGCAGCCCGGCCCCAUGGUGAUGCCGGCGAGCGCCGCCACCAGCGCCCCCUCAGGAAACAGCGGGUCGGUGAGCCCCAUGGUGGACAGUCACAUCAGCUGCAAGGAGGAACUGAUGGUGCUGGGCAGAACCAGUCCCUCCAAGGCCUACAACAUGAUGACUGUGUCCAGUUAGAGAGGCACGUGGUCGCCGCGGCCUGCUUUUGUUCAGGAUCACACCAUGGCUGGUCAGAUUCUCCGACCAGACCAGGGUGAGCCUUUUUAAAGCUAAGAAUAUGAAAUGAAAUAGUGAAAGAAGAAACCUGUAAAAGAAAAAAAACAGAGGAUGUGGCCUAUCAUCCAGGUGAUGGAAACCUUGUAGGUUUGAUAUUUUACCCCCUCCCCCCUCCCUACUGUCAUCUGUUCUGUUGUGUCAUUGGAUCAACUGGGCACUCCGUUUUUCAGGAGAGGCUUUGUGGAAAUGGAACUGUUGGGGCAGCUAAAGCAACCAAGCUGGACCCCACCCCCCCACUCACGGAGACCGGCUUCACUCUCCCCAAUUCCCUCAACUAGAAACAACAAAGUGAUCAGCUCCAUCUCUGAAGGGGCUAUCAUUGACUUUGCACUUUUCUUACUUAUGGUUACUAUGGGUACAUGUUCAACACACCACCAAAUCCCAAAUUAUGAGGAGUUAUUACCAGGAUCUACCCUUGAUUUGCAAAAUCCAGAGGCUUUUGAGUUGUUCUUUUUCAUCUUUGUUUCCUGGGUGGGGAGGAAGUCGAGGUUCAGACCGAGCCUUUCGCUAUUCGAGCUCACGACAAAGAAACUCCCAAAGAGAGCUUCUCUAUUUUCUGUAAAACCUUUUGGACCACAGGGAUUUAGAUUUCUUUAUCUUGUAGCUGGAAAUAAAGGCGUUCGGUCCCAAGUCCUCCUCUCUCCUUCCCUCCCUCCUACCAUCAACACGGAGCUUCACAAAAGCUUCCUGCCAGCCCGCUCUCAGCCCAUAUGUGAGUGCAAUCGGAACGAGCUGUGACACCUGUUACCUGUGGCUACCAGUGUGUCCUGUUGCACUGCCUCCUUCCCAUCGCUCGGGUAUUUGUAGCUUUCCGGGGGCGAGGGCAGGGGACUCCACCUCCUUCCGCCUCCUCCUAUGAAUGUUGUAGAAAAUUCACAAUCAAGAUCUUGUGUUGUUCAUUUUGCCCUGUCCCCCCGUCCCCGUCACCACUUCAUCUCCCGCAUCACCAAAUUUUUAAGUGUAGCAAAAGGGGUGGGGCCCGUAAUACCCGCAUACUUAUCAUUGUGGCCCUUACAGAAUUGACAUUGAAUGCACUUUGACGUGAGAUUGUGUGGGAUGUGUCAGACUUUCAGACAAAAUCGCCUGCAUUCCAUCCAUUCGAAUGUCAUCUUUCCCCAACGUUUCUGUUGCCCGUCACGCAUUUUAAGCCAUUUGUUCAUACUGUGGCUCCCACUUAGGGCCGGCCUGAACUGCCUGAACUGGGAGUGAGCGUCUCUGGAUUUCACAACCCCCUUUUUAACACUGUAUUCGUGAGCGUUUCGGAGCGGUGGCGCUUUAGGUGCGGAGUAUUUGUUGGUGGUAUGUUAGACUUCCUGUCAUCCGUUCAUAUGGCACUGUUCGCUCUGGCAGGUCGCAGAGCUAAGCUGUUAUCCCCUAGCUACACACACAGACACAAACGCAGGGUUUGGGUUGCUCAAAUGAAAGACACCGUUAAUGUGGACUAAGUGAUGACUGUGUGGGACUUUGGCCAAAGGGAGGUCUGGAGCGUCGACUGUUCAGAGAUCAAUUUAACUUGAAUUUAAAAACACCGGGCCUUGUCAACCUUCGAUCUUCACUUGCAUUAGCUAUUCUCAAGGUCUUGUAAAAGGGAGAGACUUAUCUGUUGGUACGCAUUGAGGUGCAUUGCCUUACGUCGACGUCAUCAUGAAUUGUGAGCCAUUCAUGACUUUUAAACCCAUAUCAGGCUUAUUUGAGCCAGCCUGGUGUACAGCGCUGCCUAGACCCUCGCUCGAAGGUGUCACCUUUUGCAGCCUGGCAGCUUCAAAUCCACCCCACGCCCCUUCUGGCGUGGGGGUAAGAGUGCCUCAAGUGCCACAUAUCGACCCCUUAGCUCAGACCUCCUGUUCAGCCAAAAGCACGCCAGCAUGCUGCUAGCCGACCCCCUGUGGAUGCAGGUAGACUUAAUGUGACACAUAUCAUCGUCCAUCACCGUGGGGAGCUGGGUAAGGAAGGCGGGGCUUGGGGAACUGGUGUGAGAGAGGGGGGGCCCAGGGACAGACUCUUUUUGUCUAGGGCAGCUAAAAUCCCUCCAGCCCCCUCUCUGGACUUAUUUGACGUCCCCUGCCCUGGCCAGAAGCCCUCGACCCUCCCGCAGCACUGAUGGAUAACUAAACCAGCACACACGCUUGGCAUGCUCAAGCUGCACUGGGGGGGUGGGCUAGUGAGAGACGAGGAAACAUGGAUCACAGAUGAAGAGGGUACUAGGCCAUUGUUUUCUGUGUUCAUCUCAUUGCGCAGCACUUGAUUAGGGACUUUGAGUAGCAACUUUGUUUACAUGCAUAUGAAAGGAUGCGAUGGCUGUCUGACCCCCACUUCACUCCCAGGUUCUGGGCAGAGCGGUUGCCAGCAGAUGCCGAGGGCGGCCGCUGGCCAAACUGCAGGUUGGUUCGCCGCUCGGCAGCCCGGCGGGAGAUUAAGCUCCCCCUAAGCCUGUGAGGAUCAUGGGUAAUAGAGCUAUAGCCUUUGACGCACUGCAACCCCGUAACCCCCCUUCCCCUGCUCUCUGCUGAUACUCCACUCAGCAUCUGUGAACAGCUUCCUGGGAUCGAACCCCCGAGCUUUGGUUUCCAUGGUGGGCACUUGUUUUGAAAUCGCACUGCUCCAUUAUAGCUUUUUAAUGUCGCGUAGCAAGAUGUUUUGAGAUUGGUGUAUAUUUCGGAUGCGAGAUGAUCAUCCCAUCUCACGUUUCUCUGUUUUUUUAUGGUCACACUGGGAUUUUCUCAUUUUUCCCCCUCUCUGCCAUCCCCAUUUUAAUUUUUUUUAGUCUGGUGGUCUAACCGAGUUUUAACAGACCUUGUUUUCAGAGCUAGAAAAAAAUGAAACCCAAAUCUUCAUCACCUCCUUCUAAACUGUACCACCGCCACCCCAAAUGGUUUUAAACUAAGGAUCCAUUCAGCUUGUGCGCGUAUAGCUUACAGACCUGCGAGUGCUUUGAGUAGUCAGAGGUGUAACAGCACAUAAAAUGCACUAAAUAUGUCAAGUUGAAGUUGUGACUUUUUUUUUUUAAUGAGAUGUGAGGAGUCUCUCCUGGAAUGUAUUGCCAAACUCAGGCCUCGACAUUCAAUAAAUACCCUUAUGGAACAGUUGUGCAUGUUAAGACAUGAAACCGGAAGGGAACAGCAUUUUUAUUACUGUUGUUGUCAAUAUCGUCAUCAAUUGUUUGAAUUAUUGCCACUUUCGCAUCUGAGGUGUAUUCCAUAUUGUAGAAUGUAUUGUAAGUGUACAACAAAUGGUAGAGUACAUAACAUUACACAUGGGAAGUGCCAAUAAUUCCAGUUCUGAGGUGUUUUUUCGGGUGUUUUUCCUUUUUUGUAUUUCAUCUUUUAACAUGGAUAACGCUUUUUCGUAAGUGAAGCCAUUCGUGAUGGGAGUGUUGGCAAGGACCAAAGUUGUUUUGGUUAAAAGAUAUUAGUUUCCAUGAUCUGUAAAUGUAGACGUAUCCUUUGUUUUUUUUUUCCUUCUCAGUUUUUUCCCUUUUUUUUCUAUUUACAUACAAAACCAGAAAAUAGACAAAAAAAUCUGAGCUUACCCAAGAAGAAAAGCUGUCUAUCUUGUGAUCUCUCAUGUCAGUACACUUUUAUCGUGUUCAGUUUCUUUUCCUUGGGUAUGUUGUGAUGAACUGCUGUAAAUUUGUACAGUUCAUGUAAAUUGAUUGUGCCGAAGUUGUACAGAUUUCUAUAUUUUGGAAGAAAAGUUUUUUUUCUCUGUAAUAAAAGAUUUCCUAUCUUGGCAUCAUA
Molecule: messenger RNA, 4658 nt
Organism: Betta splendens (Siamese fighting fish)
Lineage: Eukaryota; Metazoa; Chordata; Actinopteri; Anabantiformes; Osphronemidae
Gene: btg1
Product: B-cell translocation gene 1, anti-proliferative
Exons: 2
Coding region: 274-822 (182 amino acids)
Biological process (GO): negative regulation of mitotic cell cycle; negative regulation of cell population proliferation
Cellular component (GO): nucleus; cytoplasm
Source: RefSeq, a predicted model, not a curated record